AGUGAGCUCUGCCUGGUAACCAGUGGACUAAGGUAUCUCACUGGAAGUUUGGGGAGCUGCAAGGACCAAUUCUGACAAGUGUUUCCGCUCCAAACGCAAUUCCAGAACGGAGCUGAGAGACCAACCGGCGAGACCCUCUCUGUCUCCAGAGGUAUUGUGAUUGCAGAUGAGGGGGCUAUGGGGGAACCCCCCAAUUACCUCUUGCUAUUGAUCCUGGAGUCAUUGGCUUUCCAUGAGAGCCAGGCUGUAUCCCCAUGGGGUCUCCCCGUUUGGGAAGACCAGCCGAGCUCACAGUUUCAGCCUGCAAUGGAAGAAUUGGCAGCCUCAGCUCAGGCGCCUAGUUACUGGUCAGAAGGCUCUCAGUCUCUGCACUAUUUCUUCUUGACGAUGUCCAGUUCCAGCCUGGAAGUGCCCAACUUUGUGUCCGUGGGGUACGUGAACGAUGAGCUCUUCAUUUGGUACGACAGUAGGACCCAUCUGGCAGAGGCCCGGGCCCCUUGGAUGUCAGCGAUGAAGGCUGAGUAUUGGGAGCGGGAGAAUCAAAACCAGAGGGCCUGGGAAAAAGUGCAGAGAGCAGAGAUCCAGGCCAUCAUGAGAAACCUCAAUCACAGUGGGGGGAGUCACAGCAUUCAGAGGAUGUUCGGCUGUGAGAUCCACGAGGACAACAGCACCAGUGUAUUCUGGCAUUUUGGUUAUGACGGGGAAGAUCACCUGACCCUGGAUCUGGACACACUCACCUGGAUCAGUGCUAACCCCUUAGCCCAGGACACCAAGAAGUGGAGCGAGCAAGAGGUCUGCUAUGCCCAGUAUAACAAGGCCUACCUGCAGGGGCUGUGUCUCACCUCUCUCCUCCGAUACCUGGAGUUGGGCCGAGGACGCUUGAAUCGAAAAGUGCCCCCUGUGGUACGAGUGACACGUCACCUGGCCCACAACGGGGAGCCUAUGUUGAGGUGCUGGGCCCAUGGCUUCUACCCGCGGGACAUCCGGCUCAGCUGGUGGUGGGACGGACAGGAGCUGACCCAGGAGACGGAGCAUGUGGGGAGCCGGCCCGGAGGGGAUGGGACCUACCAGAGCUGGGGGGCUGUGGAGGUCCCCUCUGGGGAGGAGCACAGAUAUACCUGCCGGGUGGAACACCUGGGGCUGGAGCGGCCCCUCACCGUCACCUGGGAGCCGCCAAUUGACCCCAGCCCAAUCUUCACUGGUGCCGUCGUUGUCCUGGCCCUCUCCAUCGUGGCUGCCGUGACCUGGAUGAGGAGGAAGAGGAGGAAAAGGCCAGUCUCAGGGGAUCCCGUGGGAGAAGGCGAGGGCCACGAGAGAGGGGCCUUCCUAGAGACAUGUGCCACCCCCACUGAACCAAUGCAACCAACGCCAGGCCCUCCUGCGUGCUAGGGGGGAGACCUGGGUGGCGACCAAGUCCUGCCCUCUUCUGUUCUCUGUUCUGCCCCUGCUGCACCCUCUACUUCUCGGAACUCUGUUCCUUCCCAGUACUUUUCACUUUUUUUAAUGUCUGUCUCCCCGGCUAGAUUGUAAGCUCCUUAAGAGCAAGGAUAUGUCUGCUUAUGCUAUUGGACUCACAAGUGCUCAACAGAUCUUUUUGCUCAACGAUUAUCAUGCAGAUUGAGCCCCCUUGGCAGCACUUGGAAGAACACCCGUCGUUCACUUAGCUGCACACUGAACUGAUUUCAAAGCAGUCCCUUGUGAUACGAUGUCACAGGGGUGCGAUUUGCAUGUGGUUGAUCCCCGAGGUUGUCUGGGGCCCUAUCAAGACUACCAACCUCAAGGCGAAGGGGUUCAAUUAGUUACCUUCCUACAUGGUGCCUCCCCGUCUUCCACUGCCACUUGCCUCCUGAGUUACCUUGAGCAAGUCACUGAACUUCUCUGGGCCUCGGUUUCCUCAUUUCUAAGAUGGAGAUAAGAUUCUGGUUCUCCUUCCCACUUGGACUGUAAGCCCCAUAUAAAACUGUCUGAUCUGCCUAUAUUAUGUCAAUUACACCACUUAGACUGUAAGCCCGUCAAAGGGCAGGGACUGUCUCUAUCUGUUACCGAUUUGUACAU
Ornithorhynchus anatinus (platypus) is the source of this 2055-nucleotide messenger RNA. RefSeq names its product H-2 class I histocompatibility antigen, Q10 alpha chain-like. Bases 178 to 1389 code for a protein of 403 amino acids. Lineage: Eukaryota; Metazoa; Chordata; Mammalia; Monotremata; Ornithorhynchidae. Gene Ontology annotation, biological process: immune response. The record is from RefSeq and is a predicted model, not a curated record. Gene Ontology annotation, cellular component: external side of plasma membrane. The transcript has a single exon.